Impatiens glandulifera is the source of this 470-nucleotide messenger RNA. RefSeq lists its product as uncharacterized. The record is from RefSeq and is a predicted model, not a curated record. NCBI's taxonomy places the organism in Eukaryota, Viridiplantae, Streptophyta, Magnoliopsida, Ericales, Balsaminaceae. The transcript has a single exon. Bases 1 to 435 code for a protein of 144 amino acids.
AUGGCAUUAACGUCCUCAUUCCUUCCUUCCCGGCCAUUACAUUUACACCGGAAGACUGUCAUCCAGAGUAAAAAGAGAUUAAUUCCGGCGAGGAAGAUCACCUUGAUGAGAAGAGAAUCCCACAACCACAACGACGGGCAGAACAUGGUAGACGAGGGAAUGUUGAUUCUGAGAAUGAGAAUUCACGAGAUGAAGCUGGCCGACAAGAAUUACGAGUCGCCACCGGAGGAAUGGAUGUGGUGGGAGAAGCAAGUUUACGGCGACUACGACGCCUUCAUUUGCGACGUGAUGGGGAUGUUGCAGUCGUGGCUAUUGGAGACUCGACCGGCAACGGCGGUGGGCUUCUUGGUGAUUUUGGCUCUAAGCCUCCCUAUCUCGGCAGCGACGGUUAUGUUUCAUGUGGCAAGGAUAUUGAUAGCUGGGCAUAUUCCUUGACAACAUUCAACUUUUAUUUAUCAAAUUUAGCUCAC